Molecule: messenger RNA, 3524 nt
Organism: Pseudopodoces humilis (Tibetan ground-tit)
Lineage: Eukaryota; Metazoa; Chordata; Aves; Passeriformes; Paridae
Source: RefSeq, a predicted model, not a curated record
UCCUGGGGCAGAUUGUCCCUGUGGUUGUUGUCACGUCACCAGACGUGCCCCAAAGCAGUCCUGGCUUUCCUGAAGUUUUCCUUGGCAAACUCAUCCAGCUCCUCACAUCCAAACCCAGCGGUGCCUUUGCUCCAUGUGGGAAUCCCGGGCUGGAUCUCGGCUAUCCCGAGGACUUACCCACCUGCCUGUCAUGGGCACAAAUCCCUCUGGGAGCAGCCAGCCCCGCUGUCCCUGUUCCAGGAGCCCGGGAUCUGCAUCCCUGCAUCCCCAUUAGGGACGGGCCAGUGUUUUCCAAAGGACACGGCAACAUUCCAAUGACCUUUCCGUUUGUCCCCGUGGAGUUUUCCAUGGGGACCUCGCCAGCCAGGGCAGGGAGAGCCAAACACCCUUCCUGAAGGGAUGGCUCAGACACAGCAAGGUCAGCAGGGCUGGAAUGGAUGAGGCGUUUGGGAAAAACAGCAGGUUUUGGGGAUUUUUCCUGUCAGAAACACCUCUGGCUGUGCCGGUGCCAUCCCUGAAUCCGCCAAACCUCCAGGACAAAAAGGAGGAGAAAGUUUAAAGGAAUCAUCCUGGAAGGAGCACCUGAGCACUGCUGAGCUGGGCACAACAGGAAUAUCAGGAUCUGAUCUCCAUGAGCCGUCAGGAAAGAGCAGAAGGAUGGACAGGCUCCAUCCCAACAGCCAUGGAAUCAGUGGGAUGAGAGUUUUAGAGGGAAGAUGCAGCAGGAAAAGCCCAGAGUGGUGGAAUCUCUCUGCAACCCAACGCUGGAAUAGUUGGAAGGUGACUGUCUGCUCUUUUAAAUUGGAAUUCUUUCAGCAAGGACCAAUUCUCAUGCCCUCUUUUAACUCCCACCACCCCCAGGGAACCCAUGGCAAACCACUUUUAUAAAAGCAAAAGGGUGGAAAAAGUCCAGAAGGAAAAAUCCUGAAAGAAAACUCCGGGAUCUGAGUUUGUUACCCCAACAUGAAGACAAAUCAAUGUCCUUGAGCCUGCCCCAAACGCUCUCCUUACCACACCAAAACACCUUCAUGGAUAACAGAGCUGAAAACGUUCCAGAGGUCACUGAGGGUGGGAUUUUCCAGAUCUAUCCUGGUUGAAUUUGUACCCUGGGACUUUAUCAACCAAGAAAAACAUUGGAAAAAUACUCCUUGAGGAUGUUGUCCUGUUAUCAGCCGUAUCCCACCCCGUGCCUGCACCAAACCCCACAGGCUCAGGCUGGCACAUUUUAAUCUGUAGCUCAGCCAGCAUCUGAUACCAGCCUGUUUUCCAGGCUUCCAUACAUCCAAGGCUGGGUGACCUCCUGGAAAGUCACCUUCACAUCAUCCCAAAAGGAAUUAAACAUCCCAGUGCAGGGACACAGCCGUGUCCCCCCUCCUGAGCAGGGAAAAGGGAAGAAAUCCCCAGUCUCCUGACACAGGGUGAGAGCUUGGAGUCUCCACCUGGACAGAGGAUGAAAAUAAAAAUGUGGGAAGAAUAUUUUGAGGCAUUUCCCUGAUGGAGAUUCACAUAAGGAAAAAUGGGAAUGGUGGGCAACAUGGCUGUGUCUGUUUGGGAAAGAGCUGAGCGGGAAGAGACGGGGAUAAAUGUCAGAGGGAAAUCCACCUGCCCCAUCUUUGGGGGUGUCCAUUGUAGAGUUUAACCUCCAAGAAAUAAAGGAACUUCCACUGCUCCCCUGAUGUGAGCCCACCUCAGCUGGGAGGGCAAGACACAGCUCAGCCCACCAAGGUCCCUCUGUCCCAGCCCAGAUCCCACAGCCUCCAACAUUCCCAGUGCUCCACCACAGCCCCGCUCAGCCCUGCCUGGGGACGGUCCCACCAAGGACACCCGAGCCUAGCAAAGCCCAAAGCUCGGCUUUGGCAGUGCCACCCCCUGGGGAAGGGCUCAAGGUCACACACUUCAGCCAUCGGUGCCUGUGGGGCUGCCAGAGGUGACACAAACAUGGAAACAACACUUGGAACAAUCAAAGCAAUCUAAUCCCGUUCAUUAUCUGCCCUUGCAGCACCAGGGCACGGCACAGCCCUACACCAGUGACACCUCCAGCUGGGGUGCUCAGCCCCAUUGUUCUGGAGUCACAUUUGGUGACACGGCUCUCUGCCAAAUUUCGUAAUGUUUGUCAAUCACUGUUGUUGCCCUAUUGGCAGCAGAGAGGAGCAGGGUAUAAAAGCAGGAGAGAGGCUGAGCACAUCAGUCUGGUCCAAGAUGGCCAAGCUCACUCUGCUCACCGGCCUGGCGCUGCUGCUGAACGCCCAGCUCGGCACUGCCUAUGUGCUGACCUGUUACUUCACCAACUGGGCCCAGUACCGGCCUGGCCUGGGUAAGUACACCCCCGAAAAUGUCGACCCCUGCUUGUGCAACCACCUGAUCUACGCCUUUGCCGGCAUGAACAACAAUGAGAUCACCACCUACGAGUGGAACGACGAGACCCUGUACAAGUCCUUCAAUGGCCUCAAGAACCAGAACAAAGAUCUGAAGACCCUGCUGGCCAUUGGAGGAUGGAAUUUCGGCACACAGAAGUUCACCACCAUGGUCUCCACACCCCAGAACCGCCAGACCUUCAUCAACUCCGUCAUCAAAUUCCUGCGCCAGUACCAGUUUGACGGGCUGGACCUGGACUGGGAAUACCCCGGCUCCAGGGGCAGCCCCGCCCAGGACAAGGCUCUCUUCACCGUCCUGGUUAAGGAAAUGCUGGAAGCCUUCGAGAAGGAAGCCAAACAGACCAACCAGCCCCGGCUCAUGGUCACCGCCGCUGUUGCUGCUGGACUUUCCACCAUCCAGGCUGGCUACGAGAUUGCUGAGCUGGGCAAGUACCUGGAUUACAUCCAUGUGAUGACCUACGACUUCCACGGAUCCUGGGAGAGGAACACUGGCGAGAACAGCCCCCUGUUCGCCGGCCCUGCUGACACCGGCGACUACAAAUACUUCAACGUUGAAUACGCCAUGAAUUAUUGGAAGAGCAACGGUGCCCCAGCUGAGAAGCUCCUGGUGGGAUUCCCAACCUACGGAAAGAGCUUCACCCUGCAGAACCCAUCCGACACCUCCGUUGGAGCUCCAGCAUCUGGCCCUGGCCCCGCUGGGCCCUACACCAGGGAGGCCGGAACUCUGGCUUACUACGAGAUCUGCAGUCUCCUGAGUUCUGGAGCCACCCAGGCUUGGGAUGAACCCCAGGAUGUUCCCUACGCCUACAAGGGCAGCGAAUGGGUCGGCUACGACAACGUCAAGAGCUUCGGCCUCAAGGUGGACUGGCUGAAGAAGAACAACUUUGGAGGUGCCAUGGUGUGGGCCCUGGACAUGGAUGACUUCACUGGCACCUUCUGCCACGAGGGCAAAUACCCCCUGAUCUCCACCCUGAAGAAGGGCCUGGGGCUGCAGAACGGCGACUGCGUUCCCCCCACUGAGCCUCCAUCCCCGAGGCUCCCACCACCUCCAGCAGGAGCAGCUCCGUCAUGGAGACUCCCAAACUUCCUACGGAGGCGUGGGAGGGAUGAAACACCGGGAACAUGAAAAUAAACCUUUUCCUAAUUGAA